AUUUGAAACUCCAGUUCCAUGCAUGGCCCCCAAUCUGGAGAUCAUAGCAAGGGCUUCCCCUCACGUCAGAUGCGCUACUUCAUUGGAAUGUUCAACGGGUUGAGCGUUUGUGGGCCUUCAGAUGCUAAAAGGCCUGUGGCGCAUUAGCCAGCCGAUUGACGAGGACGGAGGCAAAUGGAUGCAUCUGAUGUGCUUUGAAAUCCAGGGGGGUGAUUUACAUUGUGGGUGAUUACGCCUUAGCUUCAAGAACGAACAGCAAGGAGCUCUCUUAGAACUCCAGUCAUGGCAGACGGACCUGAACACACUAAAGUUUUGGAAUCUAAGAAGUCGGAGACUUACGAGAGGAGCAAGUCAGGGUCCUUCUCCUUGAAACCGGGGCACAGAAGGAAGCCGUCAUGGCCGCUGAACGACUUCAUCAACAAGCCUACCUUGCAGUUGCUAGCAACAAAGGGCGUGGCGCCCCCCAGCCUGGCGUGGCGGCGGAAGUUGAACCUGCCCGUCAGUCUGCUCAAGGAGUUCACGGUGACAGUCUCGGAGGCGUUCAAGAUGGCGCGACUGGGCCUGCGCUUGUACCGUCAUGUCCUGGAAGAGCGCAGCCAGGGACGAGUGCCAAUCAUUGACCCGUUCAAUAAGUCCGUCACGCGGCCACAGGCGUGCCACGGUGUCCCACUUGGGGGCAUUGGGGGGGGAAGCAUUGGCAGGGGCUGGCGGGGGGACUUCCGGCGAUGGCAGCUUCAGCCGGGGAUCUGUGACGAGGCGCCUGUGCUAGCUGAUCAGUUUUCCGUUUUCAUCAAGCGAGGAGCAGACGGGCACAAGAGGUUCUCCAGCGUGCUCUACCCCGGGCGCCCUGAGGAGCUGAUUCCCCCGAAGCCGAAGGACAAGAAGAAGGCGCCUGAGCCCCCGACGGGGAUAGCCACAUGGGGUUGGAAUCUGAAAGGGGACAAGUCGACGUACCACGCGCUCUUUCCUCGCGCAUGGACGGUUUACGAUGGCGAACCCGAUCCAGAGUUGAAGAUCUCGUGCCGCCAGGUGUCCCCUUUCCUUCCCCACAACUACAAGGACAGCAGCUACCCUGUUGCGGUCUUCUCCUACUUGAUUGCAAACACGGGCAAAGACGAUGCUCAAGUGUCCGUCCUCUUCACGUUUGCGAACUCCACAGGGGGUGCUACCCACCUGUCCGGGGGCCACUCCAACUCGAGCUUUGAGGAGAAGGACGGGGUCACCGGCGUACUGCUCAAUCACAAGCUGAAGCACAUGUCAGACAAGUUCACGUGGGCGAUUGCUGCCCAGCAGAGUCAGGAGGUGGCGGUGACGACGUGCGAGACGUUCGACGUGGAGGGUAGCACGCCGUACGAUGCCAAAGCGGUCUGGGACGAGAUUGCGCAUCACGGAAAAUUCAUUUCCAUGGAAGCGCGGGGCACCGCAGUGUCAAAGACCUCCACUAAGUCCAAGCCUGGCAAGAGCAUCGGGGCUGCAGUCUGCGCCACCGUAGUGGUUCCCCCUGGAGAGGAACGCGAGGUCGUCUUCUCUUUGGCGUGGGACGCUCCAGUUGUGCGCUUCUCAGAGGGGAGUGCCUACUGGAAGCGGUACACCCAGUUUUUCGGACGGGCAGGCAACGCAGCUCCGAAGUUGGUGCACCAUGCUAUCCUCAAUCAUCGGAGCUGGGAGGCUGCCAUCGAGGAGUGGCAGAAGCCCAUCAUUGACGACGACACGGUACCGGAGUGGUACCGGAUCACAUUGUUCAACGAGCUGUACUACCUGGUUUCCGGAGGGACGGUUUGGACCGACGGGACUCCGAAGAUCCGGGAAGGAGCGGAAAAUGGGCGGGAGGUCACUCAAGAGCACCAGGCGCUGGCGGCGCCUCGAAAAGAAGUGCCCUUCAAGACCAGGGUGCUGAUGAAGCUCACGGACGUGGUUCUCUCGGACGCCAUCGAUUCGGACCCAACUCCGUCCACCUCCCCCGUCCGCAGCCCCACCACGAGCCCGUCCGCAAAGAAACGGACGCCCAAAGCGAAGCACCGGGGGCACCGGCACAAAGAGGGGCGCACCCCGGUAGAGCCCAUUCGGCGCUCGUUCAGCCUGGACCAGGUUUCGGACGGGGCCGAAGGGGGAUCCCUCGGCGCGGAAGUUGGCAGAACUAGCAGCGGGCGGGGGUUAGCGGGGCUGCUACGGACAAGUAGCUGGCUGGGCAAGGUGGAAGAAAGGGACGGGGUGGCGCCCAGUUUGUCGCCGCUGAAAAAUGGGGCGUCGGGAAAAACGCUGAGUCCUCCCGGGACGGUCUCUAGGUUGGGGGCGGUGAGUUUGGAAGAGUGGGCGGAGCAGGAGGGUGGGGCGGAACGGAAAGCUGGAGAAACGGAACGGAACGGAGGGCGGGGGGCGGAACCGGGCACGUCGCUGGAAGAGAACGACGGCGCCUUGCGGGACGCAGGUUUGGGCAGCCAGCGGAUGUUCAGUGCGCACGGGUCGGUAGCUUCGGUUGGUAGUCAGGACGAAAGCUCGGAAGAGGGAAACGGGCUUGACGAGAGCCACAGAGAUCCGGGGACGACUGGUGCGGAAACUGAUAGGGGAGAGGCGCCUUUGGGCGGCGGGAGUGAGCAGGUUGGGGAGGGCCUGAGGGUUGCUCCGUCGAGUGCGCAUGCUGCGGAAGGGACUGCGCAGCUUCGGCCAAGGGGGAAAGCUCCGGCGGCGUCUUUACCGGUGCGGAUAGAUGCCAGCGGCGCUGCAAUUGGCUUGGGGGAUGAUUUGGGCGAUGGGGAGGGGGCCGUAGGCAUCGAGCCGGUGCUAACAGUACCCGAGACGGAGCCGUUCGUCGACACGCACUACGGCGUCGGGCAGUUCCUGUACCUGGAGGGCGUGGAGUACGUCAUGUGGAACACGUAUGACGUCCACUUCUACGCCAGCUUCGCGCUGCUGAGCCUGUUCCCCAAGCUGGAGCUCAGCCUGCAGCGCGACUUUGCGGAGGCAACCAUGAUGGAGAUCCCAGAGCGCAUCAAGUUCUUGCACGAGGGCGACUACGGCCCGCGCAAGGUGGCUGGCGCGGUGCCGCACGACCUGGGCAUCGACAACCCGUGGGUCGCCGUCAACGCGUACAACAUCCACAACACCUCCACGUGGAAGGACCUCAACCCCAAGUUCGUGCUGCAGGUGUACCGCGACUUUGUGGCGACCGGCGACAUGAAGUUUGCGCGCGACUGCUGGGAGGCGGUGCGCUCCGCGAUGGAGUACAGCAUGCAGUUCGACACCGACGGGGACGGCCUGAUUGAGAACGGGGGCUUCCCGGACCAGACCUACGAUACCUGGUCCGUUAAGGGCAUCAGCGCCUACUGUGGGGGCCUUUGGCUCGCCGCCCUUCGUGCCGCUGCGGGCAUGGCCGACGCUCUCGGCGAGUUUGAAGCCGCUCGCUGCUACCGCGCCAUGUUCCGUAAGGGAAGCGCAAAGUACGAGCAGGUUCUGUGGAACGGGCGCUACUUCAAGUACGAUGCGAGCGACAGCAGCAACAGCGCGUCCAUCCAGGCGGACCAGCUAGCGGGGCAGUGGUACGCUUGGGCAUGCGGGCUGCCCCCCCUGUUCCACGACUACCAGGCGCAGAGCGCGCUCAGGACCAUUUUCGAGUACAACGUCAUGAAGAUCCGGAACGGAAAGAUGGGGGCCGUCAACGGAAUGGAGCUGUCCGGAAAGGUCGACGACACGUGCAUGCAGUCCCGCGAGGUGUGGACAGGUGUCACGUAUGCGCUCUCCGCGACGAUGCUGUACGAAGGCAUGGCAGCGGAGGCGUUCAAAACAGCGGAGGGCGUGUUCCAGGCCGGCUGGUGCGACCACGGCUACUGGUUUCAGACGCCCGAGGCGUGGACCGUCGACGGCCGCUUCCGUUCGCUGACGUACAUGCGGCCGCUGGCCAUCUGGGCGAUGCAGUUUGCCCUCAAGCCCCCACCGCUUACGGCGGCUGCCGCGGUCGCAUCUAGGGAGGUACAGGAAGCACAGGCAGCGCUCAGCCCGAUGCAGACGUUUGGGACUAGCCCCGCAUCGUCUUUUAGUGGGGACUCCGUAAACGGCUCGCCAACGUCCAACGGUGCAAGGCAAAAGCGGCGAAAGGACAAGAAGGCCCUUUCGCCCAAAAGAGCCACGUGUUGCUCGGCGGACAUAGGAGAUGAUGAGGCACAAAACUAGCAUCGCACACGGCACUAUGGAGACCGUACGGUAGUACUUUUCUUAAGUCUCGGGACGGGGGUUAUGUAACAUCUUUGGUAUUGUUCCGUCCGCUCCACGUUUGUCUCUCGGGCCUGCCAAGUGAAUCUGUUCGACGAGGUGCAGGAUCCAAGUUCCUUUAAAUUGGAUGCAUAGCAUGUAAAGAGAGUUUUGAGAAGCAGCGCAAGUCACUUGUGUCGAAUGUGGUCUGUUGGUCGAUGUACGGUAGCGUCAGUUGGUUUCAAUGAAGAAGGAAUCCAAAGUGCUGUGAAUUCGAAGCUUGAAGCUCCUAUCAUAUAGCAAGCGUUGCACAAGUUAGUUGAUCAACCUUGAUCUGUGUAAGAACCCUUGUGUCGCUGGUCUCAGUCGGUCAAAUUGCUGGUCAGUCCAUUGGCGCUGCAUCAGAGGUGGAC
Molecule: messenger RNA, 4598 nt
Organism: Klebsormidium nitens
Lineage: Eukaryota; Viridiplantae; Streptophyta; Klebsormidiophyceae; Klebsormidiales; Klebsormidiaceae
Source: the annotation of a GenBank genome assembly